AUGGCCAAGUUACUAACCUUCGCUGCCGCUAUCACGACCGCUGCCUUUUUUGGAGCUGCCCGUGCUGCCACCGUCGAGGACACGUGCGUUCUCGCGGACUUCCAAACUGCCACUGCCGAUUUCAUUGGCCUCAACAACGUCCUGAGCCUCGUUCCGUCGCUGCUGCCCACGUACAUCACUGACCCGCUCAUCCUCACGAACCAGACACUGGAAGGCAUCGAUUUCAAAGUGCUAGGACUCAAGUUCGAGGCCACACCGUCGUUCGAGCGGCUGAACGUAACCGGUCUCACGACGAUCGCGCCCAAGACGGCCAACGUUACAGGCAGCAACACGCUUGACCUGGGAGCGGAUUUCAAGGGUGAAUUGUCUGUGAGCGGCAAGUUUUCGGUCGAGUUCGCGCAGCUCGACAAGAAAUGGUACCAAAUCUGCUGGACGAGCCUCCUGCACCAACAUAGCUGUCCGCCGGCGACUGUCACCGUUGAUGUCGCUCUGGGACUGAGCAAGCCUACAAUUGUAGCGGGAGUUGAAGCAGAUCUGUACCAGUGCGCUUCAGGCGUCCCGUCGUCUGUGUGCUCGAACAUGACGAUCACGUCGAUUCUUGUGGCUGCACUUGGAGGAGAUCUCACCAGCGUUCUCAACACGGUCCUGCACCACUUCAAGGACGCGUCACUAACAUCGCUUAGUCUUGAUUGGGACUUGAUCACAAACAUCGACCUCACUUUCGAUGACACUGGUGCCUUCAUCUCCAACGUCAUCAACGGACUCCUGGACUUCACGGCGGAGAAGCUCAACAAGAAGAAGGCUGCUUACAAUACGUUUACCAAGGUCUUGGACAAGCUUGUACGCUCGCUGCUGAACAACCUGAUCGACCAACUGCUGGUGCCGCUUUUCGGUGCCACAUGUCUAAACUGGUUUGAUAAUCAUGGUAGUUCUUCUUACCUUGCAGUGCACGGCAUCCACAAGUGAACUGAGGGCGAAGAUACAAGUGGGGGUGGACCUGUUGGAUGCUAGUAACCUGGUGACUUUGAAUCACUGACUCAUAAGUUGUGAGACUCUCAAGCACCACUGUCAUUGUGGAUACUAACCGGUCGUGGCUCAAGCAAGCACCAUGUUUUAAUUGGGUGAAGGGGGGGGGGGGGG
Phytophthora nicotianae INRA-310 is the source of this 1140-nucleotide messenger RNA. RefSeq lists its product as hypothetical. The record is from RefSeq and is a predicted model, not a curated record. The coding region runs from base 1 to 966 and encodes 321 amino acids. NCBI's taxonomy places the organism in Eukaryota, Oomycota, Peronosporomycetes, Peronosporales, Peronosporaceae. The transcript has 2 exons.